This is a messenger RNA of Exserohilum turcica Et28A, 969 nucleotides long. RefSeq lists its product as uncharacterized. Lineage: Eukaryota; Fungi; Ascomycota; Dothideomycetes; Pleosporales; Pleosporaceae. The record is from RefSeq and is a predicted model, not a curated record. The transcript has 2 exons. The coding region runs from base 1 to 969 and encodes 322 amino acids.
AUGCCUCACAAGCACAAGCGCGUCGACGACGAUGAAUCCCAGUUCGAUCUUCCGCCCACGCUGCACGCUGCACCCCUCGCUGUCGGCAAAGCACGCACAUUCAGCUCCGCCCCAAGGACCAAAAAGCGAAAGGUCGCACAGGUCGACGGCUAUGGCGCAGACGACACCCCCAAGGCCUUUCAGCGCCUCAUGGCCUUUUCCUACGGCGCGCCCAAGAAGCGUUCAGGCCUCGACGACGGCGCCGUGAAGCCCGCUAAGCAGAAGAAGCAGCAGCAGCAGCAACCGCCAGCAACCGAAGCAAACCAGCAUGUCAAGGACAGCAAGAGUGGGCAUCGCCCGGCUCAGUCCGCAGCCGCAUUGAAAAUCCAGCCCGGAGAAUCCAUGGCCGACUUCCGCGCGCGCGUCGACCAGGCCCUGCCGCUAUCCGGCAUUGCAAAGUCCGGCAAGAAUAUUGCCGGCCUGAGCGACCACAGAGUCACCAAGCACGAGCGGCGACUCAAGCGCCUCCAGCAAGGAUGGAGAGAGGAGGAGGCCCGUCUGCGCGAGAGGGAAAUGGAGAGGAGAGAAUUGGCAGAGGAAGAAGAGGAUGAGCUCGAAGCCAUGUGGGAAGACAAGACGGACGACCUUCCGGCCCAGCGAACUGUAGACGGCAAAAAGAAGAAGAGCAAAAAGGGCAAGCGCAAGUUAAAGGUCGGCGAGGUGGCCCAGGACAGCGAGGAUGAGUGGGAGGCGCUCAAGCGGAAGAGGGACGAGAGGAAAGGACUGCAUGACAUUGUCCACGCCCCACCAACCCUGACAAAGACACCGCGGGAGAUUUUCAAGGUCAAGAACGGCGCUGGCGCAAAAGUGGCUAAUAUACCCAAUGCGGCCGGCAGUCUGAGGAAGAGAGAAGAGCUGGGCGAGGAGCGCCAGAAGAUGAUUGCUGCCUAUCGCCAGAUGAUGGCUGCAAAGAAAGGCGAGACGGCAUGA